This is a messenger RNA of Mesocestoides corti, 1785 nucleotides long. The record is from the annotation of a GenBank genome assembly. NCBI's taxonomy places the organism in Eukaryota, Metazoa, Platyhelminthes, Cestoda, Cyclophyllidea, Mesocestoididae.
AUGGAGGUUCGUCUAACGAUACUCCACCUUCACAAAGCGAGUCCUUUUCAGCAUCUAGCAACGGCGGCAAUGAAACAGGAGACUCCACUUCCAUUUAUAUUAACAGAUAUCUCCCGUUUUAUGAAGUGUGACUCUUGUCAACAACUGUAUACCUUCAUUGACAAAACUGCUCUCAAGUCGUUUAUGAAAGCAGACAACACCAGACCUCCACCUCCUCCACCAAAACAGAUCCACAAAUACCUCAAUCGUCAUGUAGUGGGUCAAGAGCAUGCGAAGAGGGUUCUCUCGGUGCAAGUUUACUCGCAUUACAAUCGCAUUCAUCAUAAUCUCCAGCACUCCAACAGCGACCCAUGCGACUCUCUGGCUUCCGAUCAGCCAGCAGACUUGAGCUCGAGCCCCUCCGUCAUGGGCUCGGCCUUUGUUCCGCGGACCACGUCACCACCAUCCGGCAGUCCCAAUUCAAGCCCCGCAUUUAAUGUCAUCCCCUCAGGCAGAGGUGUAGGUCAUGUGUCUGGCUCAAAGAUCGAUGCUACCGGCCCCUCUGUUGCCGAGCUCUUUCACUUGCUGUCUGGUAGCAGCAAUCAGCCAGGCUCUCCCACUAACGCUCGUCCCGUUGAAGCAAGCGAUUCGACAAAUCAGCGUGCAGGGCCAACUACUGGCUCACGUCUUAUUUACGGCUCUCAGGAAUGCGAACCCGUCAAGCUAGAAAAAAGCAAUAUCAUCCUUCUUGGACCCACCGGAUCUGGUAAGACACUUUUGGCGCAGACCUUGGCGCAUUGCCUGGACGUGCCCUUCGCAAUAUGCGAUUGCACUACUCUGACGCAGGCCGGUUAUGUAGGUGAAGACAUUGAAUCGGUUAUCGCUAAACUACUGCAGAAUGCUAACUUCAAUGUGGAUCGAGCUCAACAGGGCAUCGUAUUCCUUGAUGAGGUUGACAAAAUUUCUAGCCGUGCUGGUGUACUCCACUCGAUUCGAGAUGUGGGUGGUGAAGGGGUUCAACAGGGUAUGUUAAAAAUGCUAGAGGGCUCUGUGGUAAAUGUACCUGACGGAAAAGGUUCGCGGAAGCUUCGUGGUGAAACGGUGCAGGUGGACACCACUAAUAUCCUCUUCAUCGCCUCCGGUGCCUUCACUGGGCUCGACAAACUAGUCGCGCGACGUAAGCGCAAGCAGCGCAUUGGCUUUGGUGACUCAGAGGAACCACACAGCCAGACCCCAACCUUCUCCGAUGCCGGUGCUGCGUCAUCUUCGUACGAUCGCGGUGGUGGUGGGGGUGAUGAGGAGCUCCUUGAGGCGGACCGUCUUCUCGCCCAGGUGGAGGCCUGCGACCUCAUCGAGUUCGGCAUUAUCCCUGAGUUCGUCGGCCGCUUUCCCAUCAUCACCGCUUUUCACUCCCUCAAUGAGCACAUGCUAACUCGCAUCCUCACCGAGCCGCGCAAUGCCCUGCUUUCGCAGUACAAACUUCUCUUUCACAUUGAUAAGUGUACUUUAACUGUGACCCAAGGUGCCUUGAGGGCUGUUGCUCGUCAAGCAAUGCUGACAAAAACGGGAGCCCGUGGUCUGCGUGCCAUCAUGGAAAAGGUGCUUUUGCAGCCGCGUUACGACGUCCCUGGUUCUGGAAUCUCUGAAGUGAUCAUUGACGAGAAGGUGGUAUCGGGGUUAGCAGAGCCGAAGUAUGUGUUUGCCGAUGAAAAGAGUGGUUGUAGUGAUGUGAUGACAGAGACCGUUUCGGCGGAGGCAAUGUCGUCCACCACAACGAAGUCUACCUCAGCGUCCCUAUCGGCUUGA